Messenger RNA from Plasmopara halstedii, 996 nucleotides. Its product is annotated as probable 8-oxo-dgtp diphosphatase nudt15-like. Gene Ontology annotation, cellular component: cytosol. Bases 1 to 996 code for a protein of 331 amino acids. Lineage: Eukaryota; Oomycota; Peronosporomycetes; Peronosporales; Peronosporaceae. The transcript has 5 exons. Gene Ontology annotation, molecular function: 8-oxo-7,8-dihydrodeoxyguanosine triphosphate pyrophosphatase activity. Gene Ontology annotation, biological process: dGTP catabolic process. The record is from RefSeq and is a predicted model, not a curated record.
AUGAGCCUUCUUCCUCCUCCCAUUCCGAUCGACAAGGCGCCAAAGAAGAAGCGGCGUACGCUACAUGAUGCUGAAAAUGAUUUAAAUGCUUGUCAUCUGGCACUGCUGGAAGCCAAGCGCAAAGUUGUACUCAUGGCCCGAGAGAAUGCCAAGAUGAAGGUGCUUUUAAUGAGAUAUAUAGAAAAAGAUGAUUCGUUACUGUGCUCCAGUCAACUUAGUGUCAGCGAGUCGAACAGCCAGUCUACACAAAGCAUAGUUCAGGCUACGUCCUCUGCAUCAGAUACCAUUGUAGUCGAUGUUGUCACGUCCGCGCUGUCCCCGUCUCCACAGGAAACGAUAGUAGCAGAAGAAGACAAUGAAGACAUUUUUUGUGCUCAACCUUGUGGCGACGGAAUUUCCGAACCUGUUAGCCAAUUAAGUCAGAUCAGUCAAGCUAGUCAGUGGAGCGAGCUUAGUUCUACGUCAAACUUGGAUGCUGUCAUCGACUUCCUUGAGACGCAAGAUACUUCAGAGACGAACCGCUUGGAAACGCUUCAGGAGGAGUAUGCUAACUUGAAGGAACAAAAAACUCAUGUUCGCGUGGGUGUAGGAGUAUUGCUUAUGUCGAGAAAACAUCCAAAUUGUGUGCUCAUCGGCCAACGCAAAGGAUCCCAUGGUGAAGGAAAAUUUGCGUUACCGGGUGGACAUUUGGAAAUGUUCGAAAGCUGGAAAGAGUGUGCACUACGGGAAUUGAAAGAGGAAACAGAUUUGGACCUGAAGGAGGUUUCGUUUGCUACAGUGACGAAUGAUCCAAUGGAGGACGAGGGCAAGCAUUAUAUAACGAUCUUUAUGCAGGCGACAGUAGACGACGACCAAAUUAUAAGGAACAUGGAGCCGUUAAAGUGUGAGGGUUGGAUAUGGGUGCCUUGGGCUGAUUUGCGGGCUCGCAACGACUUAUUUACAUCACUUUCGAACGUGAUUAACAGCGAGUUUACUCCUGCAUUUCCACAACCUUAA